Oncorhynchus keta (chum salmon) is the source of this 3938-nucleotide messenger RNA. It is a transcript of the gene macrod1, whose product is annotated as mono-ADP ribosylhydrolase 1. Gene Ontology annotation, biological process: purine nucleoside metabolic process; peptidyl-glutamate ADP-deribosylation; DNA damage response. Lineage: Eukaryota; Metazoa; Chordata; Actinopteri; Salmoniformes; Salmonidae. Bases 503 to 1663 code for a protein of 386 amino acids. Gene Ontology annotation, cellular component: nucleoplasm. The transcript has 11 exons. The record is from RefSeq and is a predicted model, not a curated record. Gene Ontology annotation, molecular function: ADP-ribosylglutamate-[protein] hydrolase activity.
GAUCGUGUUUCGGAGGACCUUCACCUCUCCCGAGCCCGUUGGGGAGUUGCAGCGAUUAAACAAGAUUGUAAUUACCAAUUAGAUAUCACGAAAAUGGGGAGAAAAAUUCACAAAAUAAAUUAAAUAAAACACUGAACUCCUACCAUACGUUUUAUCCACAUUCCACACACAGCCUUGAUAAUUCGAGUGAACGGUGAUGGUUAAUUUGUUGAAUAAUUUAUUUGUUUACACUCAACUUGCAAGGUAUUUUAUAGCAACACAACAAUACAUACUUUCCUUAUGGUUAUACUCUAUAUAGGUCAUAUAGCUCCCCUCCCAUUUGGUACAAUCCAUGCGUCAUUGUUUACAACAAAAUGGCCAAGUAUUUCUUCCCCAAAAUUCAAACUGGAUAAAGGCGUUUUAAAUAACGAAAACGAAACUAACUACCGAACUGAAAAACACCGGACACCGACGUAACGUUAGUAGUUCUGUGUCGGAUUGACUUCAGGAUCACACUCGCAGCAUGGCAUUUCAAAUGUCAACUCUCUCUUCGCGUAUCAGAGCCAUAGGUCCAUUUUCCCGCUGUCGUAGUGGUGACUUUCAUACUAGUGACAUCGGUGUGUGCUCCAAAUUUAGAAACAUUUUUGGUUUUGCAAAUCGUCAGGUUUAUUCGCUGGUGCGAAGUGGGCAGAGUUCGGCGAACUCCAGCCCUGCAAAGUGCAAGGCCAUUCUGAACCCAGGGGGUAUUCAUUUUGCAAACCGCGUGGAGAAGUUUUCAACAACUACAGCUGCCGCGAAGUCGUUUGAGUCGUUUCAGGGGCAAAACAAGGCCUCGCCCUCCGGGGGAAAGUACGGUUCGUUGUAUCGGAUCGCCCUCGCCGCGCUUGGGGUGACCACCGCGGUAGUGUCCCUGCACUUUAGUGCCCAUCUCGCCAUGGCAACGGGAUUGGAGCGGCUGAACCUUGACUCAGCCAAAGGCGACUGGAACGAGGUGAAGGCUGCCUUGCUCCAUAUGAGUCAGGAGGAGAGAAGGAAUCACUACAGAACUACCUACCUGUCCCUGGAGGUGGUGCCUGUGUGGACCGCCAAGUCACUCACAGUGGACAGAGGUGAUUCAGUCAAGGCGACCAAAUUCAAGAGGAACGAAGCUCUGGACAAGAAGAUCUCGCUGUUCAGCGGUGACAUCACCAAACUGGAGAUUGAUGGGAUCGUCAAUGCAGCCAACAAGACUCUGCUGGGGGGAGGAGGAGUGGAUGGUGCAAUCCACCGCACGGCCGGCCCCCUCCUGAGGUCUGAGUGUGCUGAGCUUCAAGGGUGUGAGACGGGAGAGGCUAAGAUUACAGGGGGCUACGGCCUGCCUGCCAAGUAUGUGAUCCACACAGUGGGGCCCAUAGCGAUGGGGAAAGUGGGGGAGGAGGAGAGGAGCCGCCUCAGGGACUGCUACCAUCACAGCCUGCAGAAGGCCACCGAUACCAAGCUACGCACUGUGGCGUUCCCUUGCAUCUCCACUGGAAUCUAUGGAUACCCACCUGAGCAGGCUGUGCACGUCGCGUUGGAGACUGUCAGGAAGUACCUGGAUGAACACCAUGAGAAGCUGGACAGAGUGAUCUUCUGUGUGUUCCUGCCCACUGAUAAGGAGCUGUACCUGAAAAACCUCCCUCUCUACUUCCCUUCCGCCUGCUGAUCAGAGCGCCCUGUUCGAACGCAGGCUCACCUGUGAAGAGUAAACUCUGAAAGAGUGACAUGUGGAGUUGUGCAAUAAUGCGGCUCACCACAUGCAAUAUCCUUAUCUUCCUUUCCCCCCACCGGCUCUGCACUAGAGAAGACCUGGGUACAUAUCUUAACGCUGGAUGAAUGUCUAGAACUGAAUAAACUGCUUUAUUAUCAAUGAACCUCAGGCUUCUGACCAAACUCAUCUGACGAGCUGUUUGUACAUGUUUGAAUAAUGAGAUGUUGGGGGACUUUGUGUGUGUGAGAAUAGUAAACAAACAACAAUUUGACCAUCUGGGGACAUUUUGUUAGUCCCCACAUGGUCAAAUGCUACUUCUAGGGGGUUUAGGGUUAGGAGCUAGGGUUAGUUUUAGGAGCAAGGGUAGUUUUAGGGUUAGGAGCUAGGGUCAGUUUUAGGGUUAGGAGCUAGGGGUAGUUUUAGGGUUAGGAGCUAGGGGUAGUUUUAGGGUUAGGAGCUAGGGGUAGUUUUAGGGUUAGGAGCUGGGGGUAGUUUUAGGGUUAGGAGCUAGGGUCAGUUUUAGGGUUAGGAGCUAGGGGUAGUUUUAGGGUUAGGAGCUAGGGGUAGUUUUAGGGUUAGGAGCUGGGGGUAGUUUUAGGGUUAGGAGCUAGGGGUAGUUUUAGGGUUAGGAGCUAGGGUUAGUUUUAGGGUUAGGAGCUAGGGGUAGUUUUAGGGUUUGGAGCUAGGGGUAGUUUUAGGGUUAGGAGCUAGGGGUAGUUUUAGGGUUAGGAGCUAGGGGUAGUUUUAGGGUUAGGAGCUGGGGGUAGUUUUAGGGUUAGGAGCUAGGGGUAGUUUUAGGGUUAGGAGCUAGGGUUAGUUUUAGGGUUAGGAGCUAGGGUUAGUUUUAGGGUUAGGAGCUAGGGGUAGUUUUAGGGUUUGGAGCUAGGGGUAGUUUUAGGGUUAGGAGCUAGGGGUAGUUUUAGGGUUAGGAGCUAGGGGUAGUUUUAGGGUUAGGAGCUAGGGGUAGUUUUAGGGUUUGGAGCUAGGGGUAGUUUUAGGGUUAGGAGCUGGGGGUAGUUUUAGGGUUAGGAGCUAGGGGUAGUUUUAGGGUUAGGAGCUAGGGUUAGUUUUAGGGUUAGGAGCUAGGGGUAGUUUUAGGGUUUGGAGCUAGGGGUAGUUUUAGGGUUAGGAGCUAGGGGUAGUUUUAGGGUUAGGAGCUAGGGGUAGUUUUAGGGUUAGGAGCUGGGGGUAGUUUUAGGGUUAGGAGCUAGGGGUAGUUUUAGGGUUAGGAGCUAGGGUUAGUUUUAGGGUUAGGAGCUAGGGGUAGUUUUAGGGUUUGGAGCUAGGGGUAGUUUUAGGGUUAGGAGCUGGGGGUAGUUUUAGGGUUAGGAGCUAGGGGUAGUUUUAGGGUUAGGAGGUAGGGGUAGUUUUAGGGUUAGGAGCAAGGGUUAGUUUUAGGGUUAGGAGCUAGGGGUAGUUUUAGGGUUUGGAGCUAGGGGUAGUUUUAGGGUUAGGAGCUAGGGGUAGUUUUAGGGUUAGGAGCUGGGGGUAGUUUUAGGGUUAGGAGCUAGGGGUAGUUUUAGGGUUAGGAGCUAGGGUUAGUUUUAGGGUUAGGAGCUAGGGGUAGUUUUAGGGUUUGGAGCUAGGGGUAGUUUUAGGGUUAGGAGCUAGGGGUAGUUUUAGGGUUAGGAGCUAGGGGUAGUUUUAGGGUUAGGAGCUGGGGGUAGUUUUAGGGUUAGGAGCUAGGGGUAGUUUUAGGGUUAGGAGGUAGGGGUAGUUUUAGGGUUAGGAGCAAGGGUUAGUUUUAGGGUUAGGAGCUAGGGGUAGUUUUAGGGUUAAGGUUAGGUUUUGGGUUAGGUUUGGGGAAAAUUGGUUUUUGAACGAGACUGAAUUGUGUGUCCCCACAAUGUUAGCUGUACAAGAGUGUGUGUGGAGAAGAAUAAGCUAAUUAAAAGAGAUCAGAGGAUUACAUGUUGGCAUUUUGGGGGAUUGGAUUGGAUUCACUGAGUUUGUCAGGUGGGACCGCUUCCUGUGAGUCGUUUCGUCUUUAGUGUGCGUGUGUGUGCGUUUGAGUGUCUACAUUUGUGUGUCUGACUGAGUGCGACUGCCUACCUGAAAAUGUGUGUGUUGUCAUUCUCAGGCAGACCAGGUGGUGGUUUGUUUGAAAUGAAAUGACAGUUUGUUCCUGUCACCCCACCCUGUGCUCCCGCUUUCAUGUUUAGACAACUUUCUUUAUUGAUUUUCACAUUUUUACAACAGCACAAAAAUAAAUAAGCAAUGCUGACAAGAA